AAUGAUAAUAAAUAUAUUUUAUGCUAACAAACGGUGAACCAGUCAUUAGCCCUUAGCUACCGUAAUGGCGGACGAUCAAGAUAAGAAUUCGCUGACAGGCGGAGAGACGGGAGAAGAAAAUCAGCAGCCCGAAAUUCCAGAAAAUGUCCAGAAAAUUAUCAAUGCAGAGAAGGAAGCGGAGGGCUUGCCUGCUAAGCGGCCGAAGGUUGACCUACAGUCCCUGCCAACACGAGCAUACCUAGACCAAACUGUAGUUCCAAUACUAUUACAGGGAAUGUCUGUGUUAGCAAAAGAAAGACCGCCUAAUGCAAUAGAGUUCCUGGCAGCUUACUUAUUGAAGAAUAAGAAUUCAUUCGAAUGACCUAUGCACCAAUCAGUGAUAUUUCAAUAGACGUUCCAGUGUAUAACUGUAUUGUCGUACAUUUUGUAUAUAUUGAAUGAAGACAAACUUUUUUCAUCAUCAUCAACAUCGGGUUAUUGUUUAUUCUAAGAGACUUGAUAAUUGUUUGUAAACUAUUAGUGCUGUUGUACUGGAUGAGGAUUCAGGGCUUUGGUUCUUUUCUUUUACGUAAAAAGACGUUCCGAAUUAUUGUAACUUGUUAAGUUUUAAACUGUCGCAAAUACUGGUUCAGAUCUGUAGAAAGAAAGCAAUUUGUUCAUUUGCAGUCUUUAGUUCCAUAAGGUAAAUCAUAAUACAGUUGUUACAAAAAAAAAAAAAAAAGAGUUGAUAUUAAACACACCCCGGUACUUGUUAUAUCCGUAUAUGUAUUAUUAAAGGGAGACAAUCUAGUCUUACAUUUAAAUUAAUCUUUUUGUUCUUAAGUUUCUUGUUUAAAUAAAAUUCAGUAUUUUUUUACCAAUUUAGAUAAUUACAUUUACAAUUGACAAAUGUAGAGAAAAGAACCAAUUGAUUGCCUUAAAUUGG
This is a messenger RNA of Mercenaria mercenaria, 925 nucleotides long. Its product is annotated as protein dpy-30 homolog. The transcript has 4 exons. The record is from RefSeq and is a predicted model, not a curated record. The coding region runs from base 65 to 361 and encodes 98 amino acids. Gene Ontology annotation, cellular component: Set1C/COMPASS complex. Lineage: Eukaryota; Metazoa; Mollusca; Bivalvia; Venerida; Veneridae.